GAAAUUGCAUAUCCAAACAUCACUGUCGGGUUAGCUGACUAAGCUGAGUGAAAAUUCUACCAUUGUGUUGUUCGUGUGGCGUAGUGUGUGUAUUUUAUUUAACAAAGAAAUGAUGUUUUAUUGCUGCGUUUUAACAGUUUCGUAUGGAUAUUUUGAGAGUCUUAGUGAGCAAACAUAGUGCAAUCUAGCUGUGGCGCUUGCCAGACUUGGUCUAUUUACCGUGCAGAGCUGCAGUGCCGGAGCUAGCUAAGCUAGCUGGGAGUACAAUAGGAGCAAAUGGAGCCCCUCAAGCCAACAUUGGGGCUCCCCCGCAUCCAAGUAUUUCGGCCUACAUACGAGGAGUUCAAGGACUUUGCCAAGUACAUCUUAUACAUGGAGGCACAAGGGGCACACAAGGCAGGGAUAGCUAAGGUAAUUCCACCUCCAGAAUGGAAACCUCGUAAGGAAGGUUAUAAUCUUGAAAACCUGGACGUAACGAUUCCUGCUCCCAUAUGCCAGGUGGUGACAGGCAAGCAGGGCCUGUACCAGCAGAUCAACAUCACAAAGAAGUCCAUGUCCGUACAGGAAUACAAGCAGCUUGCUGAAAGUCCCAGGUACAACACUCCGCCCAGCUUCGACUACGAAGACCUGGAACGGAAGUAUUGGAAGAACAUCACUUACAUUGCUCCUAUCUACGGUGCCGAUGUGUCUGGUUCUCUCACUGACAGCGACGAACAUGUCUGGAACAUAAAUAGGCUGGGUACUAUCCUGGACUAUGUCAAUGAAGACUAUGGUAUCAGUAUUGAUGGAGUCAACACAGCUUACCUCUACUUUGGGAUGUGGAAGACCACUUUCGCUUGGCACACUGAGGACAUGGAUCUCUAUAGUAUUAAUUACCUACACUUUGGGGCCCCCAAGACAUGGUAUGGGAUACCUCCUGAACACGGCAGACGUCUGGAACGCUUAGCGAAUGGAUUCUUCCCUAGCAAUUGCAAAUCUUGUCCGGCUUUUCUCAGACACAAAAUGACCAUCAUAUCCCCCCAUGUCCUCAAGAAAUACUCUAUACCUUUCAACAAGAUAACGCAGGAAGCGGGGGAAAUAAUGAUCACUUUCCCAUAUGGUUACCACGCAGGCUUCAAUCAUGGUUUUAACUGUGCAGAGUCCACAAAUUUUGCUUCGCCUCGUUGGGUUGAAUAUGGAAAACGAGCAAUGCAAUGUCUUUGCAGACCUGACAACGUGAAGAUCAGCAUGGACACGUUUGUGAAGAGGUUCCAGCCAGAGAAGUAUGAGCUGUGGCUGCAAGGCAAGGACAUCGGACCUCAUCCUGAGGAUCCUGGCAAGCUGACGGCUGCUCCUGCCCCCAGUGAGCUGGACAUACUGUGUAAUAAGAACAACCCCGAGAUCCCGGCAGUGUUCUUAGAGGCAGGCAAGAAACGACAACCAUCAGUGCGCAAACCCAAGGUAGAGAUACCUCCGGAUGUGAAGAAAGUAAUGGACGAACUGGAGCUGGAAGAGGAGAUUCCAGAUGAGCAACAGCUGGAAGUGCUGGAGGACAUUUGGUUAAAAGCUGGAGAAAUGGAUCCGAGACGUAGUGCUGCCCGCAUGAAGCUGAACCCAUCCGAAAUUGAUGACGCUUUCAUGUUGGAUGAUGGUUCAAAACAUGCUUCAAAGAAGAAAGGAAAGAAGAAGAAAAGAAAAGGAUCGGAUGAUGACGAUGAUGAUGAUGAAGAGAAGAAACCGAAACAGCGAAGAGUGAAGAAGGAAGUGAAAGAUCCAUCAGAAAAGAGGAAGUGUGGAAGACCUCGGAAAAUAAAAGUGGAACCCAACGAGCCAAAUCAAGAUGGUAUAAAGAAGUCAGUGUCCGAUAGUGAAAAUGAGAGUAAGUUUAUGUCUGGUAGCGAAAAUGAGAUCAAAACUAUUGGAGGCAGUGAAAAUGGAAGCAAGUUGUUAAAUGAAAGUGAGUCUGAAAUAUUUGGUAGUGAAGGUAAAUCAAGUUUUCCAAAUCAACUGCAAGAAGUUAAACAUGAAAAAUUCCUUGAGCAGUAUGUCAAAUUUGUGAAAAAGCGUGGAAGACCUCCUGGGUCUAAAAAUAAAGUGAAGAAAGAAAAGGAUCCCAACAACCCUGACACUAAAGUAAAAGUUAGAAGGAAAAGGAAACCAAAAGAGCCUAAGGACCCUAAUUUGGAACAAAACAAGAAUGCAGUGGUUGGUAAUAAUCAUAUUGCCUGUACUAACCAAUUGAUGCCUCCUGGAUUUACCACCUAUGGGCAACAGAACACAUCUCUGACUGUCUCUCCUCCAGAGAAGAAAUACUCUCCACAGGCUCAAGAGCACUCAUAUUCUUCAUACGGUCAGAAUCAGACAUUCAUGAACCAGCCUCAAACUUUCCACACACAACAACAGUAUGGACAGUAUUCCCAGCAUUACAACCACAUGGGUCAGACUGUAGGCCUACACCAGCAAAGCAACAUGCAGAUGUCACAAACUCAGAUGCAGCCCCCACAGUCACCAGUACACAACCAUCACAUGCAGCAGCAAACCAUGAACAGAUCACCCAUCCAAAGCCAAUGUCAGAUGCAACAAAACCUCAACCUUUCACCGAUCCACAACCAGUCCUUUGUCCAAGGCCAAAAUUUGAACCGAUAUUCAAUGGAAAGUCCCACUCAUACACCGAUGAGAUCUCCAGUACAAAACAUGAACCAAAACCAGUACCAGAUGAACAGGUCACCUAUCCAGAAUCAGUCUCAAAUGCAGGGUUCUUCUGUUAAUCGAUCACCAAUUCAAAGUAUGGCCCAGAUGACUAACUUGAUGGUCCAAUCUCCGGUGCAAAAUCAGAUGCAGAGUCCAUCUCCCACCCACAUGUUAUCACCCAACCAUAAUAGUCAGGUGAUAAAUCGGUCCCCUCCUCAGAAUCAGAUGACCCAAAUGCAAGGUCAAUCUGUGAAUCUGAAUCGAUCACCAAUGCAGAACCCACAGAUGCCGGAUCUGUCCCUGAAUCGAUCAUUGGUUCAGAAUCACAAUGUCAACCAAAUUCACAAUCAGAUGCCUCAACUGAGCAACUACCAACAACAAGUAAACCAGUACCAGAUCUCCCCACAGGCUCAGAGCCCCCAGAAUAAUGUACCACAGACCAUUACAAUAGUCAACGUCAAUCAAAGUCAAAUAAUGUGCAAGAAACCCCUGUUGGUAUCUGUAUCCGGGAGGAUGACUCCAAACCAGUCUCCCCUGCACUCCCCAGUGAUCCUUAGGGCACUGGGUACGCCCAACGGCUCCCCUCAGUCUGGAGGUAGUUCUCCUCUCCACUCUCGAGGAAAGUUGCAGACCACUGCGGUGAUGAAGACCAUCAGCAACAGUGUCAGUACCUUACUCACAGCAGGCAAACCCAUCCAGAUCCGCAACGUUCCUCAACAACGUGUAAUAUGUGUGAAAGUUCCCAGCAAAUCGCUUAACGGUAAUCGAGAGAGUGAUGACAGUGAAAUGUUGUCCCCAAACAGGACGUUUGCUCCAGAUAACAAUAGUUAUGGUAGUGACCGACAGAACGAUAGUGACCGGCAGAUCUUCAACAUGGACCACGGGACCGUGAUCUCUGAGACCACUGCGUGCCGUGUGGAGACGCUACCAUCAGCCGUUGAUCUGUAUGAGAGUCAGGAAGAGCAAUUCCAUAGCCAACGACUACCCAGGCUGGAAAACUACCAGUCUCGGAGCGAGACGAGCUUUGACAGCAUGAACAACUCAUGGAACAGCAUACAGAGCUCACCCACCUGCUCGGACCGUUCACCCCCACUACUGAUGAGAGCGGACCAGGACUGGACUGCCACUCAAGCUGGCAAUGACGCGAAUGAACAGCUCCACCUAAGGCUGAUGAUGUCCAACAACACAGACCUGGAGCUGGAGAGGACCAUCAACCGGUACAACAGCCACGCCAGCCCUCACUGUUCCCUGUGUGUGCUCUUCACUGCCGAUAAGUGGGGAGGCAGAAAUACGGUGCCAGACUGGACGACACGAGAGUGGAGCCGAGAGUUACCGUCGGAGAGUCAGGUGACGAUGCCCAGCUAUACACAGUGCAGCCGCCAGACCCCGCAGAUUGCCCCCCUGGUGGUGUGUGCGUCAUGCAGUGUGUGUGUGCACACUACCUGCUACCCCUCGCCACCACCCCUUGCUGACUGGUUGUGUGACAAGUGUCAGGCUAACCAGUGCUACGCUAGGUGCUGUCUGUGUCCUAUCCGUGGUGGUGCGCUGCGGCGUACUACUGACUCACGUUGGGUCCACAUUGUCUGCGCACUAUUCAUGCCGGAUGCAAAGUUCCUCAACCAUGGCAAAACAUCCACCAGCGAGAUGAUUGAACUUCCUCAAUUUGCCACCUACAACCUCUGUGCUCUGUGUCAACGGGAGCAGGUUUACCUGCGGUGCUGCGACACAGCCUGCGGAGCUUGGUAUCAUGUUCCGUGUGCCGUUUACCGUGGUGCCAAGAUACGAAUAAACAAUAACGCUGGCUCCCGCUUCCUGCUCAACUGCCAGGGCCACAACAGCAACCAUCGCCACGACAAGAUGUGUGGGGCGCAGGUGGGCCAGUGGGUUUGGGCUCGACACGAGAAUCAACGCUACUACAAGGGUCGUGUCAUAGACAUCACUCGGUCCCCGUUCUACAUGGUCUCCUUCCCAGAUGGCUCCUUCACCGACAAGAUGCACCCAUCCCUUGUCAACACACAUGAAGGAGAGGAUGACACGCCAGUGGUGGGGAUGCAGGUUAGAGUACGAUGGAAUGAUCAGGAGUACUAUGAUGCAGUGUACCAGGGUUGUGAGACAAAGAUCAUGUACAGGGUGGAGUUCUCAGACAAGUCUGUGUUGUGUCUGGUGAGAGAGGAGAUCUAUGGUCUGGACGAGGAGUUGCCCAAGAGGUUGCGGAUGAGACUGAGCCAUAACCUGUCUAAACUGACGACGAAGGUAAAAGACGUGAUUGUUGUGCGCAAGAAGGUGACUUUACCCCGACCUCCAAGACUUGUGCCACCUAGACCCAUCAAGAGCGACUCAGCCACCUCUCCUUCCGUCGCUAAUUAACCCAUUCCCUCAACCAACGUUUAUUUUGCCAUUAGCUAUUUUAACUGUAUAUAUAAUAAAGACUGCGGUUUAGUUAGCUCCUGGAUCUUCCUUGUAAUAUUAGAACAGUCUAAGAUUAGUUACUGAUGAUAAGUUUUAACAAAAUACCUAUCAGCUAGGUAAACAAAUUCCAUGCAUGGAUUUUUUUUAUGUGGAUUCAUUUAGACUUUUACAACAUAUUUGUUUCCUGUAAUAUUGUUGCUUAUUUUUUUAAACAAAACAUUGUAAUAACAACAUAAUAUAGUAUGUUUUUGUUUAUAAAGAAUGUGUUAAUUUGUGUUUUGUGGAAUUUUCAGUGUAAUAUUUUAAAAUAAGCACAAGCUAUAAUUGUUUAGUACUCUAAUUUAAUUGAUUCUUGAAAAUUUUUAGAAAACAAUGAAAGUACCAUUAAAGUUGUGCAAAGGUUGACAUUCAGUUGAGGAAUGAAUGUUUUAUAAAUUACAUGUAAGUGCAGGCUGUUUUGUGUGAUAGAAGUAUGAUUUCCAUAAAAAUCCAGUCACAAGCUAAUAUAUAUUCCUCUUCUAUUUAUAAAUCAGUAUAUUGAAUUAUCAAACUUUAUAAAGAUGAUUACUUAAUCAAUCGCAAUACAGAACUGCUAGUAGUCAGAUGUCCUGAAAAUAAUAAUUUAGCAUUCAGAAGAUUACUUAAUUAGUAAUAAUAGCAAUUUUGUAUUUGUCUCAGAAACAAAGUUAUAUUUUAAAUAUAGUUUAACGAUUAAGAAUCAUCUGUAUUAAAAAGACGUCAGUGAGGGAAUUUAAAGCAAGAUCAGGUUUACCUUACCAAAUUGUUGGUUAGUCAUCCUCUUAUUGACACAGAAACAUACAAGUGAAAUAUUUUGUGCCCAUCGGGUGCUUUUUUGUUUAAAUACAGAAGGAGAGAUUACUGGUUUUUUAAUUUUUAAUUAUUUAAUGUUCCAAAUUGCAGGGACAAAAUAGUUUGUCCCUAUUCACUAAUAAUGUGUUGUCUAAUCACACAUUAUUUAACACAUGAUAUUUAUAUCACACUAUAUUAUAUUUACAUGCAGAACUAUUUUUACUUGGUAUAUAAAAUUCAUGUUUCAAUUACGGUCUUCAAGGGAGUGGGGGGAGGUAAAAAUCCCUCUAUCCCUUGCAGUCGAUACUCAUUGCAAAACUUGGAACAUGGAAACCAAUAACUUCUAUUUUUGUUGUUGAUUAUGUGCCCAUUGGGUACAAAAUAUUCCAUUUGUUUCAGUUUAUGUCAAUAUGAAGAAGAGGAUGACUCUUAUUACGAUUAAAUGGUUAUAAACUUGGCUUUUUGUCGAUUUUAUUGAACAAAAGAAGCUGUGUAAUUUUUACUUAUAACACUCUCAAUUUAUCUAUCUCACAAACACUACAUAAUAUUUUUUCAUGCAUUCUUUAAAAGUGAUUGAAUAACUUUUGGAGUGGUUAUUUUUACUUUUUGUUCCUUUCUAAUAAACUACAAGGUGUGUUGAGAAAGUAAGUCCUGCUUGAAAAACAUUUUUUUAGACCAAUUUUAUUUUUAUGCAAAACAUGUAUCUAAAUUCAGCUACUGUAAUGUAAUGUAAUAUUAAAAUUAAUUCUGUGUUGCUUUGUCAAUAUAUAAGGAUCUUUUUAGAUUAUAUUUGUAACAUGACAUUCAAAAAUAAUUUAUUCUCUGUCACAAAAUGCCAGUAAGGAGUCUAGUGAAGAUUUUCUUUCUAUUCUUAAAAAGUUUGCAGUACAGCAAAAGUUGUACCUUUUGUUUCAUAAACAAGUGGAAAACUUUUUAAAAUAUUGUUUUUGUCACUGUAGUUACAGUUAGAUAUUUUAUUAAUCGUUAAACUAUUUCACAGUGUUUUAAAGUUUUCUUUGCAUGUUGUUUGAGCAUGAUUUGAGUAAACCAUUUGGGUGCUGAAUCCUAGAUGGAAUAAACAUUAUGAAACUAUUCCAUAGCUGAAUUUACAUUUUACGAAUAUAGAUCUACCAUAUUAUAACUUUGAGACUAUUGAAAGUUUUAAUACGUUUAUUGAACAUAGACACAGAUGUAUAUGAAAACAAUUUUAUUUUAGUGUAACCAAAUAUUGCUUUUGAUAGUAGAUUCUGUUUUGUUUUGUUGACUGAACCAAAGCAAUAUUAGAUAGAUUAGGUAUCACGUACCUAUAAAUUGAAUCUGUCCUCAUAGUAUAUUUUAGAUUAUUUAAUGUAAAAGAUUACAUUUCACUGCUCAAAUUUGUAAUUUAUUACUUGUAAAUGAUUUGAUAUUUAUGUAAUUUAUAUAACAUAAAACAUAUAACAGUAAGAGAGAUUAGAUUAUUUUAGUUGACUGAUUUAUCCAUAAUAUAUAUUGUGUACAUAAUACUUGAAAUGUACAGGCUGGAAUGUGAGAUAAUUUAAUGAAAAAAUCUAGUGAGUUAAUUUUAACUUAUGUGGACUUCUUUGUGUACCUGAAUGGUUAUUGUUUGUAAAGUUUUGCCAGUUUCUGAUCUACCAUUGUGCAUGUAUAACUGAAUCAAAAUCGUGAACAGUUAAGGUUUUUAGUUGUUUAUUUAAAAAAAUACCCAAAUUACACUUUUGUUUUAAUCCGUGACAUUUUUUAAUUGUAAAUAAAACAAGUGUUAGAUCAAUUUUUGUGUAAUUAAUUUUUUUGCAUUGUGCAUGUUUUAUUGUUUUAUUACAGUUACGUAAAUUGUAAUUGCACUUUCUGGUUUUUGCAAGCCCAUGUGAACCAGUGCUUUUUAGCCAUUUUAAAUGCUGUAUUUAAAAAUUAUUUUAUUUAUGUGCAAUUGUUACUUACUGUGUUUAUUACCACCCAUUGUAAAUAGAACCAUAAAAAUAUCUUGAUUUAUUAUGUAGGUCAAUUGUGUAGAUUUGCAUAUUUUCGAAUGAUCUCUUUGAAUCUAAAUGUUAAGAUUAAGCACAAGAUACAUAUUAGAUAAUGUUGAUUAUGUCAAAUUUUAUGUAACUAAUAUAACUUAAAAGUAUUAUUUGUGUAAUAGCAGUCUUGUAUAUGUGUAGGAAAAAUAAAAUUAGGCUGCUGAA
Molecule: messenger RNA, 8075 nt
Organism: Homalodisca vitripennis (glassy-winged sharpshooter)
Lineage: Eukaryota; Metazoa; Arthropoda; Insecta; Hemiptera; Cicadellidae
Product: lysine-specific demethylase 4A-like
Exons: 20
Coding region: 277-5037 (1586 amino acids)
Biological process (GO): chromatin remodeling
Cellular component (GO): nucleus
Molecular function (GO): DNA binding; histone H3K36 demethylase activity; histone H3K9 demethylase activity
Source: RefSeq, a predicted model, not a curated record